AUGCAUAUAGACCCGAUCGGUGACUCGGAGUCUUCCCUCCCAUCUCUUCUUUCUGGAACUAUCAAAAUAAAGCAUGGAAUGCCGAUUCGGAAACUCCGCGGCAAGACCCGCCAAACGCUCCGGUCUCAAGUGGUGGUCGAUUCCGUGGAAACGGUGCUUCGGCAAUUAGUCCAGAACAGUCUAGAUGCACAGGCGUCUUUUGUUCGGGUCAAAAUCGAUCUCGCCUCGCUCAGUGUUUGCGUGGAAGAUAACGGGCAUGGAAUCGAGGCGCUGGACCUUUCUCUUGUGGGGAAACGGUAUCACACGUCUUCAGGCGGACGGGGCGAAUCGCUAAGUUCGAUUGCUGUUUGCUCGGGCAGUGUGAUUGUGCGGUCGAAAACACAGGCGCAGCAGGAGAAUUGUGUCUGUUUGGGCGGUCUGUGCCCUCCGGAGUUGUUGAGGGUGCUCACCUCUUUUUUCCAAUUAGACCUGUUGGAGGCUGCCGGCACGCAAGUUAUGGUGAGCCGGGUUUUCGCCAGUAUGCCAGUUCGUCUUGAGAACGCACGCCGGAAAGCAGACAAGCUCCGGCAGAAGAUGAAAAGCGUCUUUUUUGAGCUCCUUUGUGCUCCCCACGUGAAGGCCGAAGUGUAUCUACUCGAGCAGGGUGAAUUCGUUCGGAUGUUUAGCGUUGAAGCCUGCGAUUCUGUGGUGGAAAAGUUUUCGAGUCUUUUUCGGCUCUCUGCAAAGAAUAUGGUUUCUCUUUUGGCGAAAUCGACCUCGUGCUCCGUUGAAGGAUCUUUCUGUCUUCAAAGCUCGCACCGAUCCGGGCUCCAGUUUGUUUUUCUCAAUGGCGAACAUGUGCCUUUGCAGAGUCAGGUGAACCGAAUAUUUGCUAGUCAUGGGUAUGGUUUGGGACGGCAGAGCGUUUUCGGCCGCUCUUUGAGGUUGCAUCCAGUAUACUGCUUUCAUGUACAAGCCCAAGAUGAAGCGAAUGCUCUUCGUUUUCUAAAAGAAGAGUUGGCAAAGGUUUUGGCCAAGGUUUUGGCUCAGGGUGGACAGAAGAGAUAUAAUGAGGGGCAGAGGGGAUCACCCAAGAGGAUAAGGAAAUCUACACGAGAAGAAAUUGACUCUACGCAAGAAGAAACACAGCCAUCUGUGGACUUUUCGCAGCCAUCUGUGGACUUUCCGCUUGUUCAUGUCUCGCAGCAGGAUAUCGGCACGUUGAAAGUUGUGAAGCAGGUUCUGAAACAGUUCAUCCUCGCAAAACUGGGGUCCCUGCUAUUCAUUUUGGACCAGCAUGCUUGUGAUGAGAGAGUACAAGUGGAGCAAUUUUUUCGAGAAUAUAUCACUGCUAUGAGCGAUCCCAGCUGCGACCUCCGGAUCCGAUGCGACGAGACGAUGGCCUUUUCGCUCGCCAAAGAAGAACAGACGUCUUUCCUACGCUAUGAAGAUGUUUUCCGAAACUUUGGAAUAAGCUAUGUUCUCGGAAAUCGAAAAUGCACUGUGACCCAUUUGCCUCGAGCUUUGCUGCACGAAACGCAGCCUGAAAGACUCAAGCUACUUCUUCUCCAACACAUUAUGGAAAUGGAAGAAGGAGAAAAGCAAGCGACUAUGACGGGAAACUGGGUCCAGGAUGUGUCAAAUAUACCGCUGGCGAUUUCGGAGUCUUUAAUAUCAUCCGCAUGUCGCCAAAGCGUCAAGUUUGGAGAUUUGCUUUCAAAGGCCGAAAUGGAGUACUUGAUACUGCAAUUGGACAAGUGCACCUUGCCCUUUCAAUGUGCACAUGGGCGGCCCACCAUUGUUCCUUUAGAGGCUGAUAUGAUGACGUUCACGGAAGAUGAAGAUCUAGAUUAA
Messenger RNA from Clavispora lusitaniae ATCC 42720, 1833 nucleotides. RefSeq names its product mismatch repair protein (gene MLH3). The record is from RefSeq and is a predicted model, not a curated record. Lineage: Eukaryota; Fungi; Ascomycota; Pichiomycetes; Serinales; Metschnikowiaceae. Gene Ontology annotation, cellular component: mismatch repair complex. Gene Ontology annotation, biological process: mismatch repair. Gene Ontology annotation, molecular function: ATP-dependent DNA damage sensor activity; ATP hydrolysis activity; ATP binding.